AUGCUCGACGCAGACGAACCCGACGAUCACGUCCGACCACCACCUCCUCAUGCGGGCAUCCUGGCCCUCCCCACCGAACUCAUCCAUACCAUCCUCCUCGACCUCCCACCGCUCUGCAUCGAACACUUUUCGCAGACAUGCAAGCUCGCACGCCGCCACGUCUAUGGAGAGCAAAACACCGGCGACCUCCACCUCUGGAAGCGCCUCUAUCUCGAACGCUUCGACGACUUUCCCUCGCUGUGGCAACCCCAGGACCCUGAACACGACGAAGCACACGAGGAAUCGCCUGCCAAGCCAGCAGCAGCAGCAGCCGCCUCGUCCAUCAUGUCCCUCGUACAGACCCGAGAUCGUGCCGCACGCCUCUUUGCCGGCGACCCGUCCAACCACACUCCCAUCACGCUCAACUUCAACGCCGUCCUCUCCGCCCUUCUCUCCGUCAUCGACACCGCCGUGCCCGCUGCCAAUCUGCAGCCCUGUCGCAAUUCGACCUGGCUCGACAACUCAGUUCUCGCCUCCGGUCAGCCCACAUGGAGCCAGUGGAUCUUUCCUCGCUCCAUCAUGCACAGCCUCGACGAGCACAAGGCUCAGGCGCUGGCACACACCUCCACAAACGCGCCUUCAUCUCCGCAGGCACUCAAGCGUCGCCGCCUCUCCAAUCAGCAGGCCACCACCACUCUAAGCAAUCCCAAGCGCGAACCAAAAGACCCGACCGACGCCUCGGCUACACCCACACAAGCGUCCUCCUCCACUUCGGCGAGACGAGCGUCAUCGUCCUCCUCCAAAUCAGCCACCAACGCUCGCCCCGAGUCCAGCCGCAGACGAUCAGCACGCCUGCUCAAACUCAUCUAUCCCGAGCCGCUCCAUCCGCUCAUCGACCAGGGCAUCGACAUUGAUGCGCUCGCACAUCCCCUCACGCGCCUCGCCGCACGCAUCCACUGCUUGCACGGCAUCCGCGCCUGGAAGGACUCGCAGAGCCAGCGCCUCCCCGCCAGCCCGCAGGAGAUCGCAGGUCAGCGCAACCAGGACGGACUGGCAAACGAGGGCGCCGCACAGGCCUCGGCUCAAUCCACAGCUUCGGCUGCGGGCCAGCCCGAAACCGAGCCCGCUCCUCAGCCAUCCUCGGUGCACGAAUCGGAAGAGGCAGCGUCCGACGACGACGACGACGA
This is a messenger RNA of Moesziomyces antarcticus, 1166 nucleotides long. RefSeq lists its product as uncharacterized. Lineage: Eukaryota; Fungi; Basidiomycota; Ustilaginomycetes; Ustilaginales; Ustilaginaceae. Gene Ontology annotation, molecular function: protein binding. The transcript has a single exon. The annotation marks the transcript as partial. The record is from RefSeq and is a predicted model, not a curated record.